Emiliania huxleyi CCMP1516 is the source of this 1197-nucleotide messenger RNA. Its product is annotated as glycosyltransferase, family 47. The transcript is spliced from 6 exons. The annotation marks the transcript as partial. The record is from RefSeq and is a predicted model, not a curated record. Lineage: Eukaryota; Haptophyta; Isochrysidales; Noelaerhabdaceae. Gene Ontology annotation, molecular function: glycosyltransferase activity.
CCCUAGGUAGCACGCCGCUGACUUCCCGCGAGGCUCGCCGUGCGCCCACACGGCAGCCUCUGCUCGCGUUUUCGAGCCAGGACCUUCGUCCGGGCCCACGGCCGGCACGCCAUCGUCGAUUCCGCGAUGCUAUUCAUCUACAACGACACGUCCGGCUCGUGCAGCCCAGGCCGUGCCUCGGCCGGCGGCCUCAACUACUUUCUCUUCCUCUCGGCCGCUCUCCGCGCAGCAGGGCUCGUGACGACUGACCCACAGCGGGCCACCGUCUUCUACCACCCGGCGUGCCUCAUCAACGUCUACUUCGAGACGAGGCUUCCGAACUGGAAGAGCUCCGGCGCCGUCGCCGCGCAGGCGACGGCUGUGCAGCGCCGCGUCCUCGCGGAGAUUGCAACCUAUCAACACAGGCCGCACCUGCUCAACGGACUGCGCUGCGCGCUGCAGAGCGGGCAGGACGGCCUCACGUCGCACAUGCGCAAGACCUUCCCUCUCCUGUGGGGCGAGGGUGCACAGAUGUCAAAUCCGCAUCCUAUCCACCAUCAGCCUCUGACCUCGAAGCCCUUGACGCCCAGCCGCGAGAGUCGCGCGGCCCGGCAUCUCAAUGGUUUGAGCCACCUCACCCGAAAGGCUCGCGGCGGUUCGCCCACUUUUGCGCCGAGGCGCUCGGGCCCGUCGACCACUCCCGCGCCGUCCACCUCUGGUACUGCCAGCCGGAGCAGCAAGAAGCGGCGUCCUCACAUCGGCCUCUCAGGGUCCUGUUUGUGGGGGCCACCUUCGAGCGAGCCUUUGGCGAGAAGAAGGAGCACCCGCGCGCACGGGCGAUCCGCGCGUUGCGCCGCACCGCAGGGCCGGCAGACCAUCUCCGACGCGGAGCUGCAGGCGCUGUACUCGCGCGCAGAGUUCGCGCUCUGUCCGGUGGGCGACACGCCCGAGUCAAAGCGCGUCUACGACGCGCUUCGCGCCGGCAGCGUCCCGCUGCUCAGCUCCAAGUUUGUGCCGCCGCCGCUCGGCUCGUGGAGGUCCUUCUCCGCUCGGAUCGAGUACAACCGCUCCUCUGGAGGCCUGCUGCUGCCGCGCGCCUCCCGGCUGGCCGCCCUGCAGCGCGGCGUGCGCCAGAUGCGCGACGCGUUCACCUGCGACGCGACACGGAACGAGCGCUUCCGCGAGUACCUGCGGCGGUCGCUGGCCCGUGUCAGGGAC